Messenger RNA from Carya illinoinensis, 753 nucleotides. RefSeq lists its product as uncharacterized. Lineage: Eukaryota; Viridiplantae; Streptophyta; Magnoliopsida; Fagales; Juglandaceae. The transcript has 2 exons. The coding region runs from base 149 to 544 and encodes 131 amino acids. The record is from RefSeq and is a predicted model, not a curated record.
GCCCCCGGUUCACCACUAAGAAAACCAAACAAUCACCUGGUCAGAACUCCCCCUAUAAGAGCUCUUCUUCCCUUCUUGAUUUGUAUAUAUCUCUUCAUAAGAACAUACCGUGUCCGGUAUCUCGGUAUUAUCCGAUACGAACCCAAUUAUGACGGUGAAGCCCGUAAAGGACCCUCAAGAACGAGUCUCUGCCUCUGUUUCUGAGCUUCACAAACCCAAGGAACUCUCUUCCACCGAGUUGGCCAUGACGUUCCAUAAUCUCGCCGGGGAGAAAGUCUCCAAGGUUGAUCGCAACGAGGUGGCCGCGAAAGCAUCUCCGAAGUCGAGGAAAAAGGUGAAGUAUGUACACAGCCAGAUCCUGAGGAUCAGAGAGGAGGACUCGUACCUCGGCGAGGAUUUCAGUCUUGGUACCAAAGACAACGGUCAUCUUUAUCAUCAAUAUCACGAUCUGCAUUCGGAGAUGGACGUUGUGCUGUUCUCGAAGCCCAUCUUGCCGAGUUCUCCUCUCAGCGGCAAGACCGCGACCUUGAAGGCUUCACACUGAACAAAUCAAACGAGAGUGCUUUUAAGGAGUAGUGUGGAAUAUGGCAAACUCAGAAAGCGAGAGCACGAGAGAGGUUGAAAUCAAGUUUGUAUUUCUGGUCACGAGAGGUUGAAAUCAAGUUUCAAAAGUGACCAGAAAAGUCAGAGAGAGGAGAGGGAUUCUUCUAUUGUACAGUGAAGAAGCAAAUACAAUAGCUACUUUGAAACAAA